AUGGCUUCCCUACUCAACCACAACGAUCCCCAAUCUGAACAGCCCAAUGUACUUGCAUCUACAACAGCGACCACAAAGCGUGUGGAUUUCGUCAGCGAUUUGCCAUGGGAGAUUGUAAAGUACAACCUUGUGCCAAGAAUCUUGGGAGAGGUCCGUUUGAUGAUUCACCUCGACCGCCCUAUCGCUUACAUGAGGGUGUGCAGCAACUGGAGCAAGCGAAUCCUAUUAGCUGAUGAUAGCAUCUACUUUUAUUAUGGUGAUGAAAUCUAUCCGGAUGAUGACUAUGACAUACGUACGAGGAUGAUGGCACCUUACAUAAAGUGGCUCUCGAUACGCAAAUGCAGCGAAGAACAUAUUGGACGGCUACUCAAAUGCGGGAAGCUUGUGAGGUUGAAUCAUUUGUAUAUUCCAUGCAACCCACAAGUAUAUCGACGUUUUCAUCAGCUACUCCAAAUCAUCCCCACCUUGACGCAUUUGAAUAUCGAUUAUGGCCGUUUUGGAACACCAUUAGCAAUAUGGGAUGUACUGGACCAGUGCCCAAAGCUUAUUCGAUUGAAGAUUGAUCUUCACUUGUAUGCAACCAUGGAUACAGCCAACUCACAGGUCGACCGUCCCUAUGGCAACGUUACUCAUUUACAAGUGAUAUGUUGGGAUCCGAUGAAAAAUGACAUCUACAUUCCUCUCAUCAAGCGUUUACCCAAUUUGUGUCUUUUGGCCUUAACGCUCUCAUCGUCUCCAGCAGGCCUGAAUAUUAUCCAGCAACAUUGUCCAAAACUGCAAGGGCUCUAUUUGAGUCAGCGGCGAGUCAAUGAUGUCGGCCUGGAUGAGAUUAGCCAACAACAGCAGCAACAACAGCAGGAAGGAUUGAGAUUACUAUCACUAGCUGGAGGCACUUACGAUGAAGAUGACAUUGCGGCGUUGAUGGUCCACAACCAUGAUACGCUCGAAUCGAUCGUGUUAGAAGGCCAGUUUUUUACAAUCACACCUACAAGAGCUUUGAGAAAAGAUCCUGUUCAAUUCAACAAUCUUCGAUCCUUGAGCUAUCGAUAUCAACCCCAUUACCGAUCCAUCGACUUUUAUGAAUGGAUUCUUCAAUGUGCACCCAAUCUUGAAUCAGUGGAAACUGUCAAUGCAGCAACACAACGUCAUGUCUUGGAUCGUACAUUCAGUGAUGAUGGGCCAUUGAAAAGGAUUGGAUUAUACUGUGCAAGGGAUGAGCAGCAGCCAUAUGAGCGUCAGUUCCUUAAGCGUCAUAUACAACGUGGUGUGGAGUCUCGUCUCGAGCACCUAAAGUGCACUCUGGAGCGUACGAUACGGGAUCGUACGUGGGUUUACCUCAUCCCACAGCUGAACCAAUUGAAAACGCUCGAAGUAGCCUUCACAGCAGACGGCAAAAUUCACGAAUUGGGGAAGUUCCUUAAGCAAGUUGCGUGUGGUUGCACAGCACUUGAAAAGGUUAUAUUCAAAACAAAGUACUUCCCUCCUAGCUCUGAAUGGAUAUUGCAUCUCGCUACACACCGCACGCUUCAGCAUCUCGUGAUUGAUACCGAGGAUAUACCGGAUGAUCUUACAACUCACCUCGAAGCCUUUGGACAUCUCAAAUCAUUGCACCUUAAUCACGACAUCACCGCUUUUGGUCCCAUAUUAGAGUUGAAACGCAAGCUGCCCUUUUUUACAUUUGAACAUAGGCACGAACCCAAGUAG
This is a messenger RNA of Lichtheimia ornata, 1704 nucleotides long. RefSeq lists its product as uncharacterized. The record is from RefSeq and is a predicted model, not a curated record. Lineage: Eukaryota; Fungi; Mucoromycota; Mucoromycetes; Mucorales; Lichtheimiaceae. The transcript has 2 exons. The coding region runs from base 1 to 1704 and encodes 567 amino acids.